Molecule: messenger RNA, 2301 nt
Organism: Fusarium coffeatum
Lineage: Eukaryota; Fungi; Ascomycota; Sordariomycetes; Hypocreales; Nectriaceae
Exons: 2
Coding region: 1-2301 (766 amino acids)
Source: RefSeq, a predicted model, not a curated record
AUGGCAAGAAGAAAGUCUAAGAAGGGAACUAACCCCGGACAAGAACCUGAAAUCACAAUGUCUAUCAAACAGUAUGGCCCGAAAGAGGCCUGCAUGCGCCUUGAAGAAGAAGGCUACCAUCCGCUUGUCACAACCAAGUCGGUUCGCCAGAUUCUUGAAGACUUCAAAGCGAAGCGUGACGAGAACGAGGGGCGAGCCACUUCCCCAGAAGCAUUCAUCAACGAUAACCAAGGCCGGCCUACCCAUUUCCAAGGUACCUACGUCGAUUCCGGAAACCUGGUGAUUGAUAUGACUGGUUACAUAAUGACCAAAAAGGCCAGCAUGUAUGUCACCAAGGAUGCUACCCCAUUGGUCGGAGUCUUCGACGGAGAUCAGACAUUUGGCCUGACCAUUGGAAAGAUGAUGGCCUCUCAGGGCAUGAAGCAGCUGGAAAACUUUGCUGUAGACAAAAACCAGAAACUCUGGGCAAAACUUGCCAGAGGAAUCGCAAUCUGGAAUUUCCUGGAUGCCGGCUUUCACGGAGAGAUGACUGGCUCCGCCGUCUUCAUUUGCGUUCAUCCCACUGGUUCCAUGGCCCAACUGAAGAAGGGAAAUGAGCGAUCCGCCAAGAUUAUUUCCGAUGAAGCUGCCUGUCGAGAGAACAUUCUGAAACUAGUGGUCGCUAUCCGUCAGUAUCAUGGAAUGACUCACCCAGACGACUACAAUGAUCAGGGGGAGAACAACCAAAUGGUGCACAUCGCCAACAGUUACCAUUGCCCCAAAGACAUUGUAAAGAUGGCCCAAGCGAUUCCUGCUGAUGGGGAUAUUUUGACUGCUUUCGCUGAAGCUGUCGACCCAGAACCCACCCAGGACUAUUACAUGUCUAAGCAAGUUGCCUUGCUUCAGACCAUGAAACUACUGACCGCCAUUGCCCAGCGUAGCAACCUUAUCGAAGUCUUGCAUUUCCACAAGACUCCUUUGCUUGACCGAAAGCUAAUUGCCAUAAUCCUUCGAGCAUGCCCACACGUCAAGAUGCUGGGAAUCUACGAAUGCCCGUUGCUGCACUUGGGCGAUGUCGUUUUCCUACUCGACCUGAUUCGCGAGGUCAACAUGGAGCGAGACCGCCAAAGUCUUCCACGAGUAGAAUCUCUCGAUUUCUACCCAAGGUACCACGCUGGUAUGCCAUACGAAACCCCCAACGAAUUCGAAACAUACGGAUUCUCCUGGAUGCCCAAGGACAAUGACAUGGCCCAGCGAGGUGUUCUCGCCAUUGUCAUGUUAGCUGUUCUCAAAUCUCGUCAUAUGAAGGUCAAGCUCCUGAUGGACCGAGAUGCUGCCUUCAUGACUUAUCUUCUCAACCUCCCCAUGGUCCCCGGAAAGGUAUGCGCCUUUCUUGACGGUCUCUAUCGUUUCCUCGACCUGAAGGAGAAGAGAUCCAAAGAUGAGAACGCUAUCAAGCAAGCCAUGUACGACUUGCUCAAAGCGGUGCGAAGUGGCCUCCAGCCUCUCAAGAGAGAUUGGGUCAAAUACUACAUCCACAAGAUGGGAGAGUCUUUUGCAUUCUGCUGCUCAUGUGGUUACGAAUUCUUACCUGAGUUCUUUGACAACGGGGAGAUUGGGCAUCGGCCUGAGCGUCGUAUUUGUUCCGCAUGCAUUCUGCGCGGACAACUGGACAGUGAGGAGGACCACCUCAAACAACAAACCAUGAACAUCAUGGCUGGUUUCUACCCGGAAUGGAGACCCAAUGCCUUUAACGUCAAUGCCCCCCUCCUUGAACAGGGACACGACCUGGCCCACUUCAAGACAGCCAAGGCUGAGGCCGACCCGAAUCCCCAGAUUAUUCUCCCGAAUGGUGAAAUCUAUUGGGAACAGCGUGAAGAGCCACUGCUUCGCAACCACAAGUUCCAUUUUGAUAGUGUGCAGGGCUUGCCUACUUUGGCUACACUUCUCAAUGCGACUGUUGAACAGCAACUUGAUGCCAGGGACGCGGCUUUGUUUGUUGAUGCACGAAGAACCUUGUCGCUCGUAUGGAGACUCUGCUAUCCCGGUGUUCUCUUGAUCAAGCCGCCGCCGACUCUGGCUGGCAUGAUCUCAGCCAGAGGUUGCCCUGAUCACUAUGAUGAAGAUCAAGGUCCUCGCUUCAGCCGUAAGCCCAAGGACAACCAGGGCAUUCGCCUCACCCACACCUUCACGUCCGCAAUCGACCAGUACAACCACAGCUUGGGCGAACCUUUCAAGAUGGAAGUCUUCGAUUUUGACGAGGAGGCCCAACCCAAGAACUAUUGGACCCCCGAUGGCGAGGUGUCGGAGGGCUUUUGGUGA